Messenger RNA from Cynara cardunculus var. scolymus (artichoke), 1735 nucleotides. Its product is annotated as WRKY transcription factor 6-like. The transcript is spliced from 4 exons. Gene Ontology annotation, molecular function: DNA-binding transcription factor activity; sequence-specific DNA binding. Gene Ontology annotation, biological process: regulation of DNA-templated transcription. The coding region runs from base 82 to 1611 and encodes 509 amino acids. The record is from RefSeq and is a predicted model, not a curated record. NCBI's taxonomy places the organism in Eukaryota, Viridiplantae, Streptophyta, Magnoliopsida, Asterales, Asteraceae.
CUGAUACAUACACUCUCUCUCUCUCUCUCUCUCUACCUAUACAUACACACUUUCUCUCUCUACAUUUCUCAUUGAUUUUAUAUGGGCAAAGCUGGAUGGGGAUUAACCCUGGACACUUCUGAACCAGUUGAAUUGUUAUCUCCACGGUGGAAUAUUCCCACGUAUUCCGGUGUUACCACCGCAUCAUCGCCGCCGACCAUGGUGGCUGAGGAUAAGAAUUCUCACCGGAAAGUGGUGAGUGAGGUCGACUUUUUCUCUGCAUGCAAGUCAAACGAUGAUCAGAUUUUUGUCAAGAAAGAGAAUUCUUCUGAUCAUCAGAUCACAGAAUUAGAUGUAAAUACAGGUUUGCAUCUGCUUACUACUAAUAGCGAUCAAUCAUCUGUGGAUGAUGGAGUUUCAUCAACGGGUGAAGAUCAACGAGCUAAGAACAAGUUGACAAUACUACAAGUUGAGCUAGAAAAAAUGAAUACAGAAAAUCAAAGGUUAAGAGGGAUGCUUUCACAAGUUAGCAACAACUACACUGCAUUACAAAUGCAUAUUGCUAAUGAAAUACAAAAGCAACAACAUUCAAGAAAACAAACUAUUCUUCAAGAUCAGAAAGUUGAUCAUCAAGGUUCGGUUUCGAGACAACCAGGUCCGACUUCUCGUGAUUCUUCCUCUGAAGAAAGAACUCAAUCGGGCUCAACGUUGAACGCACUUGAAUUAACCAAGAACGGUGAUACAAUUGGUGCUAAGAGAAUCGCUCGAGAGAAUACCCCGGAUUCAGAUGGUUGGGUAUCUAACAAGCUCCCGAAAUUGAAUCCUUCCAAGAAUACCGAGCAAGCAAAUGAAUCUACGAUGCGUAAAGCUCGUGUUUCGGUACGGGCACGUUCGGAAGCACCGAUGAUUACCGAUGGUUGUCAAUGGCGUAAAUAUGGGCAAAAGAUGGCGAAAGGGAACCCAUGUCCCCGUGCCUACUACCGUUGCACAAUGGCAGUAGGAUGUCCAGUUAGAAAGCAAGUCCAAAGAUGUGUCGAUGAUCAGACGAUUCUAAUAACCACAUACGAAGGCACUCAUAGCCACCCUCUACCACCAGCGGCACUCGCAAUGGCAUCCACCACGUCAGCCGCAGCUAGCAUGCUACUUUCGGGCUCAAUGUCAAGUGCGGAUGGUUUGAUGAACCCGAACCUAUUGGCUCGGUCAAUUCUACCAAACCCAUCAAGCAUAGCCACUAUAUCUGCAUCAGCCCCAUUCCCAACAGUUACUUUGGACCUAACCCAUAAUCCAAAUCAAUUUCAAAGAAACCCUAAUUCUACCCAAUUUCAAAGCCACAUAUCAUCACAAAAUUUACCCCCAAAUAGUGGAGAUCCCAACCUUUACAAUCAAUCAAGAUUUUCUGGUCUCCAAUUAUCUCACCAAACUACACAACUACAAAUUAACAGAGGUCAACACCAUGCAUCAUUCGCCGAUUCUCUUGGCGCCGCUACGGCGGCCAUUACGGCCGAUCCGAACUUCACCGCCGCCUUAGCGGCGGCAAUCUCCUCGAUUAUGAGUGGGAGCACCACCACAUCCACCACCGCCACUACCACCGCCAACAACAAUCACAAGGCAAGCAAUCUUCAAGGGAAUUGAAGAUUGCAUAGUUUCAAAAAAUUCUUUUCUUCUUUUGGUCACCAAUUUUUCGUAUCUAUUAAGUAUUUAAUGUUAAUUACCUCUUCUUUUUUUGGUUCUGUAAUAACAUAUACUUCUUUUCCCU